This is a messenger RNA of Scylla paramamosain (green mud crab), 3857 nucleotides long. RefSeq names its product transcription factor Sox-2-like. Gene Ontology annotation, molecular function: DNA-binding transcription factor activity, RNA polymerase II-specific; RNA polymerase II cis-regulatory region sequence-specific DNA binding. The record is from RefSeq and is a predicted model, not a curated record. Bases 1313 to 2626 code for a protein of 437 amino acids. NCBI's taxonomy places the organism in Eukaryota, Metazoa, Arthropoda, Malacostraca, Decapoda, Portunidae. The transcript is spliced from 5 exons. Gene Ontology annotation, biological process: regulation of DNA-templated transcription; anatomical structure morphogenesis; cell differentiation.
UCAAUUUUGAGGCGGAGUCUUCCGCGCCGCCCAUUGGCCCGCGCCGGGCAGACGUGUGGCGCGACGCGGAGGGCGGGCCGAGCGGUGGGCGGGGCGACGCGGCCUGGCGCGGGGCCUGCCAGGCGACGUGCCGCCCGUGUUGGACUCACACCACCAACGCCGCGACGCCCAUCUCACGCCCACGCCGCCUCUACAGGCUCGCGGCACGCACAGACCCAGCGGUACGCCCUUCUCACGCCCGCAGGUUCCCGCGGCGCCACCAGGGCCACCCAGGCCACCCAGGGUCACCAGGGGCACGGCAGCCUGGCCGCCGCCGCCUGCCGCAGCCCUGCCGCCGCACGCCCACCUCUGCCUGCCUGAACAGACAUCGCCGCCCGCGGCCGCCCACGCGUGAGCCUGAUCCUCCGCCCGCCACAGGACGCCCGCCACACAGCUGCGGGCGUGGGCACCUCCUGGCCGCGGCGCUGCAGGAGGCGGUGCCGGCGUGCCGCGCCCCCAGACCCCGGCCAUCUUAGGCCUGUCCUCGCCGCCUUUCCCGCUUCCACCGCCACCACCGCCACCUCCGCCACAGCCGCCACAACCUCCGCCGCCCGCCGCCCACAGGGGGAGCAUGUGGGUAGCCCGGUGGGCGCGGCGCCGCCUCUAUCGCUAUGUAGGAUUCUUGGCCUCAUCACGAAUUUGUGCCGCCGUGGCCCGCCGCCUCCUGAUGCCAGUACAAAAAUGUGAUUGGCCCGCCCACUCGCGUGACGUCACACAACGCGGCUUGCCAUUGGUCGUGGGCGUGCAGGGGGCGGAGCGAGGCGCGCGCUGAUUGGCCGGGCUGCGUGGAUGGUGGAGUUUAGUCAAUCGAUAACACAUCCCGAGUCGGAGCCAAAUUAAAGGUAAAUAAUAGACGGCUUUCACAGUGAACGGACGUGUAUAGAGCGCUCUGUGGUGCCAUUCAUGUGACCCGCGUUACUGCAGCGACAAUACGGUGAAUAGUGUACAGUGGAGACAACAAGUGGUGCUGUACUGGCCUGCUAGCUCGCCGCUGGCCCGCCACGCCCGGCCCUCGUGCACCGCCGCGACACGUGUUCAAAUUGAGUGCUAGUCGCUGCCGCCGGGCACUAAGAGAGCCACCAUUGCCGGCGUGCUGUCCUACACUGGCCUGGCGUCGGCCGCCGAGGACUCCGCGGCCGUGGAGGGAACUCGGAGCCUCUGGGAGCGUCGGUGGCGAGGGAGCGGCAGACACGAGCCGCCCGUGGGGUACAAGGAGCCGAGAGAAGCCGCCACGCUGGAGUACUACAGCAACGCCGCCCUCAAGCCCGCCACCAUGCUCACCCUCGAUCCGCCAGACCUGAAGGGCGGCAGCCUGCACUCGCCCCACCUGCCGCCCCACACAACCCACUCCCACUCCGUCCCUCACGCCCACCACAACUCCCACUCCCACAGCUACUCCCUCUCCCACCACUCCUCCCUCACCCCCUCGCUCAACUCCUCCCUCAGCUCCUCGCUCUCCACGCCCUCCCUCGCCUCCGUGGGGAGCAUGAGCGCCCACUCCCCGCCGCAGACCCACGUGCCCACGCCCACCACCAACAACAACACCAGCAACAACAACAACAACACCACGGGCUCCGUCAACAGCAGCUCCACCAACAGCAGCAGUAACAGCAAGAGCAGCGCCUCGUCCUCCAACUCCGCGGCGGAGCGCGUCAAGCGCCCCAUGAACGCCUUCAUGGUGUGGUCGCGGGGCCAGCGGCGCAAGAUGGCCCAGGAGAACCCCAAGAUGCACAACUCCGAGAUCUCCAAGCGUCUGGGCGCCGAGUGGAAGCUGCUGUCCGAGACAGAGAAGAGGCCUUUCAUCGACGAGGCGAAGCGACUGCGAGCCGUGCACAUGAAGGAGCAUCCAGACUACAAGCCACGAAGAAAGACGAAGACGCUUAUGAAAAAAGAUAAAUAUCCUCUUGCGUCUGGUCUUCUUCCCUCUGACCCGACCCGCCCCCCGGUGCAGCAGGUCACCCGUGAUAUGAGGGACAUGUACAAUAUGACCAACGGGUACAUGCCCAAUGGAGACUAUGGGGACUAUGGUGAGUGGCGUUACGGCUACGACACAGCAGCAUACGGAGGUCAAGGGUACCCAUACAUGACAGGUCAGAUGUACGGAGGGUAUGACAUGACCCGCGGCUACUCUCCGACCUCUAGUACCCCCUCCUACAUGAAUGGCUCCUACUCCCCCGCCAUGUACGCCUCCGCCCCCUCGCCCUACUCCAUGAGCCAGAUGGCGUCAAUGGCUUCCGUGGGGUCCGUUGGUUCCGUCGGGUCUUCGGCAUCUCACUCGCCCACGCCCAUAAAAUCUGAGACGCCUACCUUGCCAGUCUCCUCUCCGGGCGCCUCCAUGCCGCCCGCCACCCACACCACAGCAGGUGAUUAUCCAAGUGUGAUGAAGCGGGAGUACUCGUCAGGAGGGCCGGGCCAGCAGGACCUGUCCCAGAUGAUAUCCAUGUACCUGCCUGGCUCCCAGGAGCGCCACGACCACCAGAAGGCCGCCGCCGCCGCCGCCUACAUGUCCCACGCCCACUACCACGCCCACGGCGCCGCCUCGCCAGACCAGAUGCCGCCCGCACCCAUGCCCCUCACCCACAUGUAACCCGCGAGUCCUCAGAGUUAAGGUGACUCGUCCGUGCGGGUGUGGGGCGGGCGCCGGCCCCGCCCACCCUGCCGCCCAUCGCCCGCACGCAACCCACUCCAGCCGGCACUCCUCCACACCAGCGGGCCACCGUGCGCCGCGCCCCGGUGUUCUCCGCGGCGCCUGCCGGCCUUGGGGCGCCGCCCAGCACGCGGCAGCCCUGUGCUCCUGUGGCCGCUGGGUGCGUGCCUGGCGCCGCCAGCGUGGACCAGCGUGCCCUGCGCGGCCUGCGUGGACCAGCGUGCCCCGCGUGGCCUGCGUGGACCAGCGUGCCCCGCGUGGCCUGCGUGGACCAGCGUGCCCUGCGCGGCCUGCGUGGACCAGCGUGCCCCGCGUGGCCUGCGUGGACCAGCGUGCCCUGCGCGGCCUGCGUGGACCAGCGUGCUCGGCGCGGCGCGGCCCUCCCAGUGGAGACUUGGUCCCAGCGAUCCCAGCAGCCCGCGGUCCCGCUGCCCCGCCGUGCCCCGCUGUCCUCGCGAGGCGGCGACCCCGCGGCGCGGCCGUGCGGCGCUGCCCGGCGCGGUGGACUGGCGUCGUCCCGGCGGCCCGCGGCCCGGCGCCGCAGUGUGAUAGGCCGCCGCGUCUAACACUGCGUUCUUAUUGCCAUAAUUUAUACGGACGUUUGUGUGUCGUGUCUGAGCGCUUCAGGCCAGCUGUUAGUUAGUGCCGACUGUGUGUACACGUGUGUGUGUCCGUGUGCACCGCGGGGCCAAGCCCUCAUGUACAUACAAGUUUGCGCCCUGUACAUACUCCCACACUGCCCCGGACGCCCCGCCCGCCCGCCGCCCGUCCCGUCGCGGCUCAUGCCGUGGCGGUGGGCGGCGGGGCGGCGAGGCCUCCUCCCACCGGCCCCGCGCUGCCCCGCCCCGCCCCACCCCGCUGCCCUACUCUGCCCCCGACGCCCCCGCCCCGCCCCGCCCCGCCCGGUGACCCGAGGGGCAGCAGCUCCCAGCCCCUGCCCCGACCCUCCCGGCGUGGGGCCGCCAGAGGGGGCGGAGGGCGCGCGGGCGGGCGGCCGCGGACGAGCAGGAGCCCCGCGCCUUGCUCUCCGUCUCAUCUUUUUGGCUUUUAUUUUUAUUUGUCUGACUCUGUCAACCAUCUGUACAUAGCGCACCACUGUCUUGUUAUACCACACUGGUCGCCGACGUUUCUUUAUCGUUGGAAAUGACAAAAUAAAAGAAAUAAGUGGAAA